Daphnia carinata is the source of this 6255-nucleotide messenger RNA. RefSeq names its product rho guanine nucleotide exchange factor 28-like (gene cyst). Gene Ontology annotation, molecular function: guanyl-nucleotide exchange factor activity. Lineage: Eukaryota; Metazoa; Arthropoda; Branchiopoda; Diplostraca; Daphniidae. Gene Ontology annotation, biological process: regulation of Rho protein signal transduction. The record is from RefSeq and is a predicted model, not a curated record.
CUUUGAAAUGUGAUUUUAUAAUCCAGUAAUGCUUCUAGUGAAACAAAGGAUCAGAUGAAAUUCGUGAUUCAUGCAACGGAAUAAGUUUCAAAUUUCACAAAGGAAGAAAAAUAUUUGAAAAAUCCAGACACAUAAAAAAAUUCAGUCGGAGAAAUUAUCAACAGCAGUCGCUUCAGAGAAAUAAGUCAGUUGUCAUUGACAUUCCUCCUUGUCUCGUUAAUCAUUCAGCUGAGACAAAUGUCAACCCAGUGUCUUUUUAUUGCAAAACAAUGCUACGUACACAUUCUUUCGCUGAUAUCAUUCUUUUCAUAAAUAAUCAACGUGACGUCACAGUUGGCUGGGUGUUAUCGCAGAGACUGCAAUGUCGGUAAACCUCAUCGUCAAAUUGUUCUUAGUGGUUACAAUUUUUGACAGGUAAAACCCAACCGUGCAGCGUUGAAUAUAACGGGAAGAACCAAGACCAAGUUGGCAAGUUCCUGUUUUUCUUUUUAUUAUUACCGGUAUUUUGGACCUUGUUUUUUUUUUCUUUCGGGGUAUGCAGCAACCCUAGAGGGCUUGCCGACAAAUAUUUUAUUUACCUUUUUUCUUUCUUUCAAAAAAAAAAAAAUAAAAAACAAAAUUCUUGUGAUGUGGAUAAGGUUGCUGUUUAGCAGUUUUGGGAAGGAGUUGUCAAAAAAGUGGUCGGCCACUUGUUAGACGAGGGAGAAAUAAAGCCUGUGCCUUUGUUUUGUGUUGAAUUUUUUUUUUUGUUUUUAAGUUAUCGUGUUUUACUACAAUUAGACUGUUUGUACAAUAUUCUCAAAUAUUAAUUUGAAUGAAUUAGAGCAAGAAGAAAAUCUAAACGAAAAGCUUUGCAGGUUCCCACUCUCGUGAUGGCUCACUACAUCGAACAAGAAGAUUACACAUCGACUGAGGAGAGCGGCGCCGAAGACAGCGACGAAGACAUCAUCACCGAUUACCUGUCGCCGCUGGACGACAACGGCAAUUUGGAUGCAGCUUGUGCGACGAGGAUAUUAUCCCCUGGCGCCGCAUCAGCCGCCACUAGCGCAACGACGCUAUCCAGCCGCUGUUUUUUCGACAGCGACGAUACGACAGAUUCGCCAGCUGUGAGAAUCUCAGCCGAGAUGGAAGCAGCCGGAGCUGCCGCUGCUUGCGACGGCACAACACGCACCAUCUCGUCAGACGACCCAAUCAUUAGCGCCAAUCAUUACGCAACCACUGCCGAAUCCAUUCCCAUCAUCAGCGUCACGCAGCAUUCGCCGGCCGCUUCCAAGGCAUUCUUCAUCUUGGAGGACAACCUCCGGCAGCUGCACGGCAUCCAGGAGAGCAUCCAGCGGAUGAGACAAGUCAGCGUGCAGACACUUCGACUCCAGUCGCAGGUGGGUCGGAGACUUCGCUACGGCGGCAGCUGCAACUGGAGUUUGUCUUGCCCGUCGCUGUGCAGCGGAAGUGGUGGCCAACUCUCGUCCUCUUCGCCCGCAUUGGCUGGCAACGGAAAUGGCAAUAACAACGAGGCCGAUUGGUUGGGCGCGACUUUGGCCGAUUGGGACUCGCCCACACCGCCCGUCGCUCAUUUGUGGGGAGGAGAUGGAGGCGGUGCUAGUCGUAAGGCCAGCCUGGCCAACGGAUCGAAACGGCGUCGCAGCUGGGCCAGCCCGUGGGAAGUGGACGAAAUGGGAUUGGCGGCAGCCGGUGGUACAUGCGGCAUCACUUACGAAGAGGGUGCUGGAAUGUUGGAAGGUGGCGGUGGACGGACGAGGAGCAUUAGUUUGAGCAGUGGCGACACGGAUAACGAGCAAGAAGGAGGUCAUUCGUCAAGAGCGCGCCAGGCCGGCAUCGCCACGUCUUCGACGGCGCUAUCCUCGAGCGAACUCAAAGUGCUGGCCGGCCGCCACUCGACCCAUUCCCUCAACGACAUGGGAUUCCCCUUGAUCCCGGCAUUGCCGACCAAACAGCGAGGAAUGUCAAAAGAUGGCGAUAGUAGAGAUGGCGAUCCUACCAAAUGGCUAUCGCCACGAAUCAUGACGCUGCAGAAAUCCAUUUCCACGCCGUCGAUCCUGGCCGUCAAGGACGGAUCGAACCUCUCGGCCUUGACCUUGUCCAGCGUCAAAAAUUCAAUGUCGUCUUCGUCAGCCAGCGCCGGAUCCGCCAGUGGCUCCAUGACGGCCACCGUAGGCAGCGCUUCCGUCGCGUCCGGCACGGCAAUCAAAGAAGCGCAGGGCAUUUUAAUGACGACCACAUCAGCCGGACCCACUUCUUCGUUCCCCCGUAUGUCAUCGUACACCGGUUUGGAGAGUGAAACCGAUGACGAUUCCGAAUUGCACUUAGACCACCACCACCAAUCAUCUCGUUAUUCCCUAGGCAGUUUCGUCGCCGAGCCUGGUUUCGAGAACGACGACGACGCCAACUCGUCGAAGCGGAGGAAGCGCGGCAGCAUCUUUUUCCGCAAGCGCAAGGACAAGGAGAAGGAGAAGAGCAAAUUGAAACAGCCGCAUCAGUUUGUGCCCGUUUGCCAUUCCAACUCGCAGCCGUGUGAUGUCUGUUCCAAAUCGCUGACCAACAAGGCCGCCCUGCGCUGCGAGAGCUGCGCCAUCACCGUCCACGAGAAUUCGUGCCGCGAUCAGGUCACCGACUGCACGCGCUUCAAAGUGCCCAAGAGCAUCCCGCUAGGAUCGAAGGUGUCCUCGCUGGCCAACCUGACGGGCACCGGACACACGAAACUGCAGUCGUCGCAUUCCUCCGUCGGGGUAGGUGGAGGGGGAGGACCUCUGACGGCAUUCAACUCGUCUAGCACGUCAUCGUCGUUGUAUUAUUCGGCCUCGUCUUCAUCGGCGGCCACGUCCGCUGGACUUUCAGGCAAUAAUCACGUGGGCAAUAACAGCGGCGGUGGUGGCAGCACUUGGUCGGUGGCCUCCACCCUGCCGUCCUCGUCUUCCUCCACGGCGGCGGCCAGCACGCCCGCCUCCUCAUCCCAAACGCCCAGCACGCCCAUUGCCAGUCCUCUCUUUGGCAACAGUGCCGUUAGCAAGCUCAGCGGCUUGUCGCAACGGUCGCAGUGGAAGCGCGUCGCCGCUAAAUUAGGCGUCAACAAAUGUGGGGCUGGCGCCGAUAAGGAUUCCAACGAUCCAUCCAAUACUCUGAACGAGGAUCAGUCCAGUCAUCCAACCAAUGAUGGAGAUGGACACGACACCAUUGAAGGAGUUUUUAAUGCGGCCGAUAUCAAAGACCUGGAUCUCGAUCCGGAGCUGGGCAUCUUGGACGAGGAGGCCGAAGCCUGGGUCGGCACCGUCGACAAGAAGAUCUCCAAGAAGUUGAAGGAGAAGGAGAUCAAAAGACAGGAGCACAUUUACGAGUUCAUUAUCACCGAGAAGCAUCACUGUCUCACGUUGAAAGUCAUGCAGAAGAUUUUUGCGGAAGGAAUGCGAAGGGAAAUGAGCUUCACGUCGGAGACGGUGGACAGGAUUUUCCCGUGCCUGGAAGAGUUGAUCGAAUACCACCUGCAGUUUCUGCGCCGGCUGCGACAUCGGCAGCGCCAAGAGGCGGUCGUGACGACGAUCGAGGAUAUCCUGCGGAUCCAAUUCUCUGGCAUGCUGGGCGACCAGCUGCGUUCUUUGUACGGUGAAUUUUGUAGCCGCCAUCAGGAGGCCGUGUCCAUGUACAAAGAGAUGAUCAAAGAGGACCACAAGUUGGCGGCCUUCGCCCGCCAGUGCACCAUGAAUCCGCUGUGCAAAAAGAAAGACAUCCCAGAGUGCAUCCUCUUUGUGACGCAGCGCAUCACCAAGUACCCGCUCCUCAUCGAUCCGCUCAUCAAGACGUCCAGGGAACAGCCGGACGAGUGCCUCAAGCUGCAGCAAGUCCUCGGCUUCGUCAAGGAUAUUCUAAUUGGAGUCAAUGCCCAAGUGGCUGAAAAGGAACGAAAAUUGAGGCUGAUUGAAGUGUACAACAAGAUCGAUGCCAAAUCGGCCACCACUUAUAAAAACAAGAAAUUCAAAAAAUCGGAUCUCUUGUCCAGCAACAGACGCCUCAUGUUCGAAGGUGUGGCUUAUUUAAAUCACGCCAGAGGCAAAGUUCAGUUGGUGACGGUGGUUGUCCUGUCCGACGUCGUCUUCUUCUUGCAAGAAUCCAACCAAAAGUUCCAUUUCGUCACUCAAGAUAACAAAGCCGGAGUCAUUUCCCUGCAAAAGUUGCUGGUCCGCGAGAAGGCCGGCGGUUCGGACACGCGGAGCAUCUAUUUGAUCAGUUCCAAUCCGGAUGAGCCGGAAAUGUACGAGCUGCAAUGCCAGAAUCCGCGUGAGAAACGCAUCUGGAUCGAUACCAUCAGGGCGGCCGUAGAACAAUGCCCGGAGGACGAGGAAGGAAACGUGAGCGAAGGCGAGGAACAGCGCAAGAUCCGCGAGGCACAAGAUAUCAAGACGCGCCAGUUAAUUGGUACUCUACGUGAUAAGGACCGCCAGCUGGGCGCCUUGCUCGAGGAGAAGAUGGCCACCUUCUGCGAGCUUGUCGAGUUGUUGGCCAAUAACGAGGAUAGCACCAGCUCCUGGCUCUUGCUCGGCUCGGAUAGCGCACCGCCAAAGUACAGUCACUUGGUCGAGCAAGGAUUUCAAUCGGUCCAGGCCAAAGAGACGCUGUCGCAGGCCAUGACGGAACUCUGCCGGCUGAUGGGUUUGCUGCUGUCCAGCAACGUGGCCGCCAACUGGAACUUGUCGCGCAGCGUCAGCUCGGUCGGAGAGAGACACAGCGACACGUUUUCAAUGCCUUUGCUUCCGAAACGAGCCGAAACGUUUGGCGGAUUCGAUCAGAACGGGAAGGAGAAGGGGUGCGUUAAAAAGAAGUCGGCCACGGACUUGACGGCCGUCGAGAUGGGCGGAGAACAACAGCAGACGUCGUGGUCGUCGCAGAUUCCGCCCGUCCUUCAAUUGAACGGAGAACAACAAGCGAUGGGGUUGGAAUUGGUGCACAACGUCAGCACGCUCUUGUGUCUCUUGUCCAGCCAAGCGACGGCCUUCGAGUCGCUACGAUCUGAUUUCUUGGCUGAAAUUAAAGCCAGUCGCAAUGGGGCGGCCUUGUCUUCCGCUCCGUUCGGUUCCGGCCCUGCCACUCUGGCUAAAUUCCAGCACAAGGCCAGUCACAAUCAACGGCUUGAAGAGUUACGAAACCUGCAGGAUCGCCUGUCUAAAGAAAAGGCGGAAUGGUCUCGUGAACGCGCGAUGCAAGAGGAGCACCUCAGUGAGCAACGCAAACAGUUGCUGAAACUCCAGGAGCAGGUGAGGAUCGAAAACACUGACAUCCAGCAGCAGAGGGAGAAUCUCUAUCAGAAACUAGAAGCUCUGCGAGGUCAAGGCAUUUUGCUCAGCCCCAACAUGACCAUCGUUUCGACGGCCCCGAUCGCGUCGGCCGUCAGUCCGACGUCCGGGGAGGACACGGACGUGACGAGCGCUUCCUCCCCUCCACCGCCAGUAGCACCGGCCAACGCCACGUCGCUUCUCCCUUCGCCAACGCCAUCUUCCGUCGAUUUGGGCAGACGAAAGACAAUUUCAGGGGGAUCAAACACGGCCGGAAUGGGUUCAGCCAGUGCUGGACUCCUCAAACGAGAGAGCUGCAGCAAUUUGCCUUUGCCGAUGAAUUUAAUCAGUGCCAAAAACGAGCAAAAGGCCGUUGUGGCACUGGCCAACACGUUGCCCAUCAAACAACAACUGCCCAUGAAGUUGGCCAAAUUAGGAGCCUCAAUGGGAUCGACUGGCCACGCCAGUGGCACGGCCGGUAGCGCCAACAAUGGCAACACGUCCAAUCACAGCCCGCAUGGCAACGUAGCAUCACCCACUGGAGGAAGUCUGGUCCAGCAGCUGCUGCCUCUACGUCUGUCUGAAAGUUUGGAGCACAAACGGGCCGUAUCCAAAAUCCUGUCGACGGACAGUUUCAAGCCAAAACUCAGUUCGAGCAGCUUCAGCCCUCCGGCCAGCAAAAGCGAAGAUUUUGUGGCCGGUCACAACCGUACGGGUAGUAGUCCAGCUUCGAUCCAAAUGCUGAGUCCCAGGCAUCACCACUACCAUUACUCAACUGCCACUGCAAGUGGAGGAGGUAACAUGAAUCCACCUAAAAUACCGGACAAACCGGCGUCCCUUUUACUCCAGCAAGCGGCCCGAGGAUCGCCUCAGUUACCUCCGCCUCCGCACGGCCAUCACCACCAAGUGCAACCUCCGCCUAAAGUGCACGAUCCUGAAACGAAUCAAGAAAUUGUUUUCCUUUAAACAAAAC